AUGGCUAGUAAAGCUCGACUCGAAGACGACGACGUGCACGACGCGCUCCUCCCCGAGUCGUCGUCCUCACCAUGGACUGCGGCCAGCGAGCGGUUUGGCGCAAUGCUCGGAGCUGUUGCACAGCGAAGAAUCGGUCUAAAUGGCGGGAUAGACCCGUCAGAGGCGUAUAACGGGGAGACGCAGGACGCUCUUGACCAGAAACUACGCUCCUUGGAUUCAAAGGCACAUCGAAAUCGACUGAGAGGAUGGUAUUCGUACGCAUUUGCAAGUGAAGUAUUCGCCGUGUGCAGUUUGACAUUAUUUCUUCCAAUAUGCCUAGAGCAAUUUGCUCGAGAUAAUGGCUACCUUCUCCCCGACAAGUUUGAGCGCUGCGUUCGCGGGCCCGACCCGGACUCUCUGGCAAUUACAGAAGUACCCGGAGAGGAAGCCCGCUGUGUAGUCAAAAUUGGAUGGCUAUGGAUUGACAGCGCCUCCUUUUCGCUCUAUGUGUACUCGUUCAGCGUGCUGCUCCAAGCGUUGGUCGUAAUUUCGUUUGGUGGAGUCGCAGAUCGACCUUCACACCGCAAGUUACUCCUCCUAGCCUUUGCAUUCCUCGGCUCGACUUCGACAAUCUGCUUCCUUUUCCUCCCUUCCUCAUCACCAGUAUGGCAACUCUGCGUGGUGUUGGCGAUAUUAGCCAUUGUAUCCUUUGGCGCAUCCAUCGUGGCAAUGAACGCCUACCUUCCUUCUUUGGCUCGAUCGGCACAGGACGUGCGCGACAAGGCCAUUAUCGUAGAACGUCUACGGGAAGCUGGGCCUAUCCCAGAGGCAGACGGAAACCCUGCUCCAGACUCUGAUGCGUACGGGAGCUUUGGAUUCUCAUCUGAUUUACACCAACAAUCUCGAGGCGAAGCUCAGGAAACAGGCGCAAAUGAUCCACAUCUCGAGCACGCACUGCAGGCGUAUAAUACCGCUCUCUCUCAUGCGACGUCCAAAAUCUCAUCGAGGGGUAUCGCAUUAGGUUACAGUGCGGGUAUUUUACUGCUAUUCGUCGCAUUAAUACCAGUGACCGUGAUGGAGGGAUCGACCUUCUCACUUAGGCUAGCUGUGUCCCUCUCGGGGAUGUGGUGGGCAGUGUUCAGUAUCCCGACGGCCAUGUGGUUGCCAGCCGGGCGAGCGGUAAACAGUGGUGGCCUGCGUUGGGAGAGACAUGCUACAUAUGCAAGUGGGACGGUAGAUUUGCGUGACGUUCGCGAAGGCAGCGACGAUGACGAUCUCAUGGAACACGACCCGACCAUUUUGUCACAAAUUGGAGAGGCAUGGAUUAGACUAGGGCAGAUGCUAAGCCCUCGGGAGAUGCGUAAACUGCGCAAUACGUUUUGGUACUUGGCCGCAUGGUUCCUCUUGUCAGACGCAUUCACCACAAUCACUUCUACGGCGGUUCUCUUUGCGAAAACGACCCUACUCCUCCCACCAAAGGCGCUCAUCGUGGUCGGGCUCUUGACACCGAUGGCCGGGAUUGUGGGUUCGCUGCUCUGGCCAAGACUCCAACGGAUGCUUCGUUUUUCCAACCAGGGCAUCCUUUUGACGCUCAUCUUGCUUGCGUCAUUCGUACCACUAUACGGUUGCCUCGGGUUCCUGCCCAUCUUCAAGGGUAAACCUAUUGGAGGCCUCGUUACGGCACACGAACUUUAUGUGCUGGCGGUCUAUUUUGGAUCGCUCUAUGGCGCGUUCCAGGCGUAUGCACGUGCAGUGUUUGCAGAGUUGAUACCAGUUGGAGAAGAGGCUCGAUGGUACGGGCUAUUUUCGAUCACAGACAAGUCUUCAUCGUUCCUGGGCCCUCUCAUCGUCGGAUUGAUCGCAGACGCGACAGGGAAUAUCCGCUAUGCCUUCUUCUUCCUGCUGUUCAUGAUGCUCGCAGCCUGUCUACCGCUGCUGGUCGUCAAUGUGCCCCAAGGACGAAAGGAUGCAGAAGCAUAUUCACAAGCGGAUUAA
Molecule: messenger RNA, 1974 nt
Organism: Serendipita indica DSM 11827
Lineage: Eukaryota; Fungi; Basidiomycota; Agaricomycetes; Sebacinales; Serendipitaceae
Source: the annotation of a GenBank genome assembly